AUGCUGAAGAUCAAAUUUUUUUGUUACAGAUUCGAAAUUGAAAAGAAAGCUUUGACUGAAAGAUGUGAAGAGCUGACCUUGACAUUGGAACAAGCCGAUAAGGAGAAAAAUGAAAUGGCGCAAAAACUAUCUCGCCUUCAACAAGAAAUGCUUGAAAAAUGUGAUGCACUUCAAAUAGAGUUGAACGAAGCUAAAAAAUUGAGAGAAGAAACACAAAGAAAGUACGAUGAUGUUGCACAGAGAACUGAACAAAUUCAAAAAGAGUUAGAAGAAAGCAAGAAAUCAGUUGCGAGUGACAAAGAAGCAUUUGAGAAAGAAAAGGAACAAGAGAAUGCAGAACAACUUAACAAAGCUUUGGAAAAAUUGGCUGAAGAGCAACAAGUUCUUGAAAAUGUCACCAAAAAGUUGGAGAGAUCUGAAGAAGAAAUGGCGUCAUAUCAGAAAGCUAUCGAUGAGUUGACACAGACGUUGGAAGUGUCUCAAAAAGAAUUGAGUGAUGCUAAAGAAGAAUUAGAUGCGGUUAAUGUAAAACUGGACAGUUCGGAGACAUCUCUCAAAGAUUUUUCUGACCUCGUUGACUCGCUGAAACUUCAACUUGUCACUUCGGAGAAACAGAAAGACGACGCUGUGGAGUUGUUGAAGCAGAAGCUUGAGGACGUGGAAAAGAACCUCGGCGAAGUUGGCGUUCAAAAGCAACAUCUCCAAGAAUCAAUGACUGCCGAGCUCAAAACACGCGCAGAAUCAGAAGAAGCACUUAAGAAACAACUCGAAGAAGCACAAGUUACGAUUGAAAACCUCAACAAAGAUGUCAACAACGAACGAAAUUUAAAAGCAGCUUUAGAAUCAGACGAAAAUGCAGUGGUUACGGAAAUCAAAAAACAAUUGGAGACUGCCAAGCGAGAACUCGAAAUAAGCGAAAAAGAAAAGGCAGCUCUACGUGAACAAUCCCAACAACUUCAAAAAGAGCUUUACGCUGGAAAAGAGGAAAUUCAGAAUCUACAGAAAACAUGGGAGAGUGAAAUGAGGAAGAUUACAAAUGCUUCUGAAGAGAUGAACUCUGCUCGGAAGCAACUUCUAAAAGAACUCGAAGAACUGAAGGAGAUCAUGAAAGAAAAAGAAGCGGAGAAAAGUGCAGAAAUUGAGAAACUUGAAAAUGCUGUGAAAAAUUCCGGAAUACAACAAGAAACCGUAUGCUCAAAAGUUCAAAAUCUUGAAGCAGCAUUGAAGAAAUCAGAAGAGAAAGUUCUGGAACUCACGAAUGCUGCAACUAAUGUUUCCUCCGAGACUGAUAAGCAUACCGAACAACUUUCAAUGCUCCGAAAUUCACUUGAAGAAGCUGAACAAUUUAUCCAAAAAUUAAAAACCGAAGUUACCACCCUCACAACUGCGCUCGAAAUUUCAAAUUCCUCUUUGGAAGCCUCUGAAGUUAAAAUUCAAGAAAUUUCUAAUCAAAUCUCUUCUCAUUCGGCCAAGCAUUCCGAAGAAACUCAACAACUUCGUACGUCCCUCAAUGAAGCAGAAAAUCUCCAAAAAUCAUCAAAUGAUGAAAUUGCACGACUCCAAAAGGCUUUAGAAGAAUCUGACGAGUUUUCCAAAACCAUUCAAAAAAAAUUUUCGGAUCUUGAGCAACAGGAACAGUUGAAGUCUUCUGAAGAAUCGGUGCAGAUACAAUCUAUGCAAAGGUCACUUGACAUUGCAAACGAAGAAAUUCGCAACCUCCAACAGAACGUUGAAUCUCUAACAUCUUCAUUGGAUUCAGCAACCGAAAAUACACAAUUAAUGAAUGUCGAGAUAGAAAACUCGAAGUCUUUCAAUGAAACUUUGAAAGAUAAGUUAGAGAAAUUGGAAAAAGAAAUACAAGCUAGAGAGCAAAAUGAAAAAGCUUUAACUGAAGAGAUCAAUGUUCUGACUGCAACUCUGUCUGAAAAAGAACAGCAAUCUGCCCAAAUUAUCGACCUUCAAACCAGAUUGCAGCAGAUGGAAAUUGAAAAAGAAGAAAAGGUUGAAUCAGUCCGUGUUCAGUUACAACAGGCUGCUCAAAGCUCGAGCUCUGCUGAACAGAUCACAGAAUCACUUCGCGCAGAAGUAGAUAACUUAAAAGCGAAGAUUAAAGAGAACGAAGAGGCGAAGAUUCAAAAAACAUCAACUGAGGAACAAAAAGUGCGCGAACUUAACGACUUGAAUGAGAAGAUGCGUGUCGAGUUCAUCGCGAAGGAGAAGAUAAUUUCCGAUUUACGUGCCGAACUCUCUAACAUAAACACAGAGCUUGUUGUUCAAAAAGCAACCGUGGAGAAGACAAAAAUGAAUUUGGAAGAAGUUGAGACGAAAGAAAAAAGAGCUGCUGCUAAUCGAGAGAAUGAAAAAUUAGAAGAGAUACGAUUGAGAGAAACUUUCGCCAAAGAGUUGGAGGCAACGAGUAAAGCCUUAGACACAAAGGAGACUGCAUAUAACGAGCUGAAGUUGAAAGCUGACAAUAAAAUCUCUAAGAUCAAGUCCCAGUUUGAAGAAAAGUUGAAAGCGGAAGCGGAGAAACAUGAGAUCGCUCAAAAAUUCCAGGAAGAAGCUGUUGAAUCUCGUAUCAAGAGUCUAGAAGCUACAACCGAGCAAUCAAAAUUAGAGUCAGAACAACGGUUGAGAAGUUUCGAAGAGUCUUUGAAAACUGCCAAUUUGGAGAACGAAGCAUUGAGACUAAAAGAAGAAGCGUCUGAGAAAGAGAAAAGUCACUGGGAAGUGGAAAAGGAGAUGCUCGAAGGAGAAGCGAAAGAACUCACUGAAAAGAUUGAAGGGUUGGAAUCAGAAGUCAAAAAACUAACAGCAGCUAAUGAGAGCAAGGCAGCAAAAGCUGAUACAGAUUCUAGAAAAGUGGUUCGUGAACUACAGAAAGAAGUGAAACAAUUGUACAACGAACUGAACGAGAAAAAUCAACAAUUUGAUAAUCUCCAAGAAGAACUAAACCGUCUCAAAACUUCGGGCGAAUCGUCUCAAAACGGUCAGCUUCAAGUUUCGAGGCAGCUGGAUGACGAUGACAAGAGAAGCGAAUUUUCGUACAAGGAAGAGAUUGCUUCACUCAAACAGAAACUUGACGCGUCUCUGAACGAAGCUGAUGAUCUACGAAUGCAAGUAUCACGAAGUGACAAAGGAUCCCGUUCGAAUGGUAGCGCAAUCAAAACAAAAACUCCAUCGAUGGAAUUACAUGGAAUUGCUGAUCCAGCUGAGGCAGAAUAUCUACGAAAUGUUCUUUAUCGGUACAUGACAAGUAGAGAAUCACUAGGAAAAGAGUCUGUGACUCUCGCUCGUGUCAUUGGAACAGUUGCUCGUUUCGAUGAUUCUCAAAUGAAGCAAGUCAUCAGCAGUGAAGAGUCACGACAAGCUAGCUGGGCAGCUGCAGUUGGUGACACAGUCAGUCAUGCUUUGAACAGAUAA
Molecule: messenger RNA, 3423 nt
Organism: Caenorhabditis remanei
Lineage: Eukaryota; Metazoa; Nematoda; Chromadorea; Rhabditida; Rhabditidae
Exons: 11
Coding region: 1-3423 (1140 amino acids)
Biological process (GO): Golgi vesicle transport
Cellular component (GO): Golgi apparatus
Molecular function (GO): small GTPase binding
Source: RefSeq, a predicted model, not a curated record